This is a messenger RNA of Talaromyces atroroseus, 798 nucleotides long. RefSeq lists its product as hypothetical. Gene Ontology annotation, molecular function: triacylglycerol lipase activity; acylglycerone-phosphate reductase (NADP+) activity. The record is from RefSeq and is a predicted model, not a curated record. The transcript is spliced from 3 exons. Bases 1 to 798 code for a protein of 265 amino acids. Gene Ontology annotation, biological process: phosphatidic acid biosynthetic process; triglyceride catabolic process. NCBI's taxonomy places the organism in Eukaryota, Fungi, Ascomycota, Eurotiomycetes, Eurotiales, Trichocomaceae. Gene Ontology annotation, cellular component: lipid droplet; endoplasmic reticulum.
AUGCCAUCUAGAACAGUCCUGAUAACCGGUUGCAGCGCAGGAGGCAUUGGCUCUGCCCUUGCUGAAGAGUUCCACGCCAAAGGCUUCCGUGUCUUUGCUACUGCACGUGACCUGUCAAAAGUUGCACACUUGAAGGCCAUGGGCAUGGAUGUUUUGGAUCUCGACAUUGAAAAAUCCGCGUCCAUCAAGACUGCGGUGGGCGCAAUUACUGCCUUAACCGGAGGAACGCUCGAUAUUUUGGUCAAUAACUCGGGUCUUGGUCAAGCUGGGCCCAUUAUCGAUUCUGAUAUAGAGUAUUCCCGCAAGAUGUUCGAAGUUAAUUUCUUUGGCCGCAUGGCUGUAACUCAAGCCUUUAUGCCGCUCAUUAUCAAGUCUAAAGGGAUAGUUCUCAAUAUUGGAAGCAUUGCUGGAGUCUGCCCACAGCCAUGGAAAGGCAUGUACAAUGCCAGUUGUGCUGCCGUGCACCACUGGAGCGAUACCCUGCGGAUUGAGAUGGAGCCAUUCGGUGUGCGGGUUAUUUUGGUUGUCACUGGUGCGGUACGCACUAAUUUUAUAACCAAUCAGCCAAGCGUUAAGCUUGUCGAGAAUUCAAUCUAUUCGCCAGCGAGAGAAAGUAUUGAGGCUGUCAUGACUACCAAAGCGGUAGAAAAGAACUUUGUGGAUGCAGAUAUAUAUGCGCAGCAGGUGGUGGCAAAUGUGCUUCGAUCGAGUCCAGAAAAGAGGCAGUGGGCAGGCGGAGUUGCAAAGUUGAUUUGGCUUACUUCUGCUAUUUUUUGGACUACUGCUUGGGUGAGUUAG